Messenger RNA from Striga hermonthica, 345 nucleotides. The record is from the annotation of a GenBank genome assembly. NCBI's taxonomy places the organism in Eukaryota, Viridiplantae, Streptophyta, Magnoliopsida, Lamiales, Orobanchaceae.
CCCCGGGGUCUGUCGGAUUUGGUAGCUUUGCCGGCGUCUGCUUCUCUUGACCGUCGUGCUGAGGAUUUUAUUUCGGCUUUGAGGCGCACGCACGAGGUGACGAAGGCCACGUUAGAGGCCUCCACCGCCGCUUACAAGCGGAGGGCCGAUGCACGCCGCCGCCAUGUGGAGUUCGAGGUUGGCGAUUUUGUGUGGGCAGUCUUGACUAAGGACUGUUUUUCGGCUCAUGAGUAUAAUAAAUUAUCUACUCGAAAAAUUGGCCCCGUCGAGAUUGUUGAGAAUAUUAAUCCAAAUGCGUAUCGCCUCCGUUUACCGUCGCAUGUCCGUACAUCCGAUGUUUUCAAC